Molecule: messenger RNA, 393 nt
Organism: Linum trigynum
Lineage: Eukaryota; Viridiplantae; Streptophyta; Magnoliopsida; Malpighiales; Linaceae
Source: the annotation of a GenBank genome assembly
AUGAACGGCAAAAAAUCAGAUUGGGAUAGCGGACCUUACAAAGAUAUGGGGGAGAAGCUUGUCAAGUUCGUCAUUGCGUUCUGUGGCUGGACAGACAACCGUUGCAUUAAUUUCGAUGAGUUCACAUGGGAGAUUGACCUUGGUUUCAAACAGUCAAAUGACACUUCUUGUGGUGUUUAUGCUCUCAAUUUUAUGGAGUUUUGGCAGGGGACUAGGGAGCGCGGUUGGAAGACCUUGUGGGAUAAUGAUAUCUACAUCAACAUGAGGAGAGCAGAAUGUUGCAGGCGUCUGUUGUUGGACGAAGCAAACCUUAAGCUUCCAUAUCUGACAGAGCAGGUAGAGAGGGAGGAGUUACUACAGAUUGCUUCACAAUUUGGAUCCCAAUAUGGCUAG